Rubroshorea leprosula is the source of this 1886-nucleotide messenger RNA. The record is from the annotation of a GenBank genome assembly. NCBI's taxonomy places the organism in Eukaryota, Viridiplantae, Streptophyta, Magnoliopsida, Malvales, Dipterocarpaceae.
AGCACCGUAUAUUGGUUGAAGACAGACAGACACAAACAACACGUCCUCUUUGGAUGCGCAUGCUCUUGGGAUAAGCAUCUGGCUCGUAUAUUUACGCUGAGAGAGAGAAGAUGGCGAGUCCCCGCAAUGGAAGCUCCAAUACUUUCGUCAUGAUUCCGGAGAUCAAGUUUACCAAGCUCUUUAUCAAUGGAGAAUUCGUCGAUUCUGUUUCAGGAAACACGUUCGAGACGGUCGAUCCAAGAACUGGAGAUGUGAUUGCAAGAGUUGCAGAGGGAGAUAGAGAGGACGUUGACUUGGCCGUGAAAGCUGCUCGUCAUGCUUUCGAUAACGGCCCUUGGCCUCGCUUGUCCGGCUCUGAGAGGGGAAGGAUCAUGAUGAAGUUCGCGAAUUUAAUAGAGGAACACAAAGAAGAAUUAGCUGCUCUGGAUGCUAUUGAUGCUGGAAAGUUGUUUGCUCUCGGCAAGGCCAGGGAUAUUCCGGGAGUGGUUAACACUCUCCGUUAUUAUGCCGGCGCAGCUGAUAAAGUUCAUGGUGAAGUUUUGAAAAUGUCAGGUCAAUUUCACGCCUAUACUCUCCUGGAGCCCAUCGGUGUCGUUGGCCUCAUAAUUCCAUGGAACUUUCCAAGUAAUCUCCUUUUUAUGAAGCUCAGCCCCGCAUUAGCUUCAGGUUGCACGGUGGUUGUGAAGCCAGCCGAGCAAACUCCUCUUUCUGCUCUCUACUACUCUCAUCUUGCCAAACAGGCUGGCAUACCUGAUGGGGUGAUCAAUGUUGUAACUGGAUUUGGAGAGACUGCAGGGGCUGCAAUUAGCUCUCAUAUGGGCAUUGAUAAAGUGAGUUUCACGGGGUCAACAGAAGUCGGGCGCAAAGUAAUGCAGGCUGCAGCUGCAAGCAAUCUAAAACCAGUGUCACUUGAGUUAGGAGGAAAAUCACCUCUCCUGAUUUUUGAUGAUGCUGAUUUAAAUGCAGCAACUGAUCUUGCUCUCACUGGAAUUACGUAUAACAAGGGAGAAAUCUGUGUGGCAAGUUCCCGGGUUUAUGUUCAAGAAGGUAUUUAUGAUGAAUUUGUGAAGAAGUUGGUGGAGAAGGCCAAAUCAUGGGUGGUAGGAGACCCUUUUGAUCCUAAAGUCUGUCAAGGACCCCAGGUUGAUAGGAAGCAGUUUGAGAAAAUCCAAUAUUACAUUGAACAAGGAAAGAGAGAAGGAGCUACAUUGUUGACAGGAGGCAAGGCUUUGGGAAACAAGGGAUUCUAUAUUGAACCAACAAUAUUUAUAGAUGUUAAGGAGGACAUGCGCAUAGCACAAGAGGAAAUUUUUGGACCUGUAAUGGCAUUGAUGAAAUUCAAGACCAUAGAUGAGGCGAUUCUGAAAGCAAACAACACUAGAUACGGCCUAGCAGCAGGCAUUGUGACCAAGGACUUGAAUGUUGCUAAUACUGUUUCCAGAUCAAUCCGUGCUGGUAUCAUAUGGAUCAAUUGUUAUUUUGCGUUUGAUCAUGACUGUCCUUACGGAGGGUAUAAGAUGAGCGGUUUUGGAAGAGACCUUGGAUUAGAAGCCCUUCAUCAGUACUUCCAAGUCAAGUCCGUUGUGACACCCAUUUAUAGCUCCCCUUGGCUCUAAGCCUCUAAGCCCGUAGCAGGAUUUUAUUAAAAAAAAAUACCACAGCAUGGACUACCUUAUAAGAGUGUGGUGAAAUAAUGUGCUUCAUGUUGGUUUUUUAUCAUAAAUUGCUGUAUCAUUAUUACAAGAACUGCUAUUUCUGCCAUCUUUGUAAUAAAUUUAAACCCUGAUUGUUUGGUCUUAAAUUCUGCCUUGGCUGGGUUAGAUAGUAGUAUAGUACAAGAGAUUUUUAAUUUGUUCAUCUGAUACAAAUAAAGACAAAAUUUUAAU